This is a messenger RNA of Carassius auratus (goldfish), 6156 nucleotides long. RefSeq names its product PHD finger protein 19-like. Gene Ontology annotation, biological process: negative regulation of gene expression, epigenetic. Lineage: Eukaryota; Metazoa; Chordata; Actinopteri; Cypriniformes; Cyprinidae. The transcript has 22 exons. The coding region runs from base 1035 to 3995 and encodes 986 amino acids. Gene Ontology annotation, cellular component: nucleus. Gene Ontology annotation, molecular function: DNA binding; zinc ion binding; chromatin binding. The record is from RefSeq and is a predicted model, not a curated record.
CAGAACACGAAAAAAUACUAAGGUCAAGCAUGAUAAUCAAAAUAGGAAAACAGGAUGAAGAGUAUUUAAAUAUCUAAGGAACUGACACUUUAAAGUAAUAGCAUAAUACAUUUUUUUUUCUCUCUCUCUCUCUCUUUAUGGCUCUGUAAUUUAUGACGUGUCAGACACGCCACUUUUAUUAUUAACAGAGACUGGUGAGCAAGAAAAAUACAAACAGUCGCGUAACGUGUCCACCACACUGGAACCACAGGUAGUUUUUCAAACUGGGACUUUCCGUGUUACGGAUAUGACGGCCAAAUUCUGAGAAAAAGAGAGAGAGAGACAGAGAGAGAGAGAGAGAGAGAGAGAGAGACUACGAGGCUGUGGCUCAACACCUAGUGUGCUUCCUACCUAGACAACACUUUGGGCAUCGUUGGCGCGCUCCUUAAUGGCACUGUUGAAGUUACGGGAAAUCAGAUUCAUUGAUUGGUUCUCGGCUCAUGACGAAUCCGACAGAUUUUACACAUUUAGUGAAACUGAUUCAUUGCAAAUAUUUGUUAACAUAAAUAUUCUAUCUUGUCGAGUCAGCCUUUGGCUGCAGCGUCGAAUAUGGUUGUUUUAGAUUCUCGACGCCAUAACGGUGAAAAACAGUUCAGUCUAAUAAAAACCUGAAGGUCACUUCUUUUGAACAUAUACGUGGACGCUAUGUAGGCGGGGUCAAGAUAGUCAACCGCUUCCCUAGACAGCACUUCUGCUUUUUCUUUUAGUACACUACUAGGUCUGAAGACACAGCCACAACGCGCUUCUGUCACGUUCACAUAUCAUUUAACAAUGACUUAACCACUUUUGUCUGUCUCUUAUUAUUUCGUAAGCUUUUUCCAAUUAUAGGCUAACUAUCAAAAUCUGUGAUAAGUGGGCGGAAAAACAGCGCAAAAUAUUUCCGGGGAACCCCGUGGUGGUUUUAUACCGUGGGUAUAUCACGCAAAAAGUAAUAAGCAUAUCAAUAUGUCAUCAUAACGUACUGUGUUUGGUCAGACAGUUCAUCUAAAACCUCAAUGGCUUCGGCAUCAGCUGUUUCACACCCGUCGUUAAACGGGGCUUCGUCCACACCGGGUGAGAACGAGUACCCGUCGGGUUUCCCUCAGAGCAUCUGCGAUGAGGUCCCGAAGGAGAAGUACUUGUGCAGCAACUGUAAUAAUGUCUUGAAUAAAGCACGUCAAACGGUGUGCGGUCACCGCUACUGCCUCGCGUGCGUUAACUGGCUGGUCAGAAACAACAAGGACCUUGUGUGCACAAAAUGUAAAGAAGAGGACCCCAGUGUAGAGAAUGACACCAGUGUACUGACUUUUGACCAAUUCUUCAAUGAUGCGGCUAUUAAUAAGGAAAUUUUGGAUCUGAAAGUUCACUGUGCCAACCAAGGCUGCCCCUGGAGAAGCACCCUGAAGAACUUUGAGGACCACCAGAGUCAGUGUGAAUAUGCCCUGAUCCCUUGCAACAUUGGCUGUGGCAUCAUGGUGCAGAGGAAGUCACUGGCUACACAUCUGGACAGUGGUUGUCCCAACAACAAGACCUCGUGUCCCUCUUGUGCAGGUGUCCUGACACCAAAAGAACUCCAGAAGCAUGUAUGCCCCGACAAGAAGACGACAAAGACUGAUAAACGGCAAAAGAAUAAUCACCCAGGCAGCUCAAAAAAGAAAGAGCCAUGCAUUUUUUCAGAAGUUGGUUGUCUUUUUAAGGGCAAUACAGACAAAUUAAAAGAUCAUGAAUCCUGCAGCCAUGUUGGCCAUCUACAGCUUCUCUUGGAUGUGACCAGGGCUCUUCAGCGUACCCUGAAUUCUGAUCUUCUUCAGCCUGGACAGUGUGGUGCUUCUCAGAGUGAGGGUGAGACUGAGACCGACAGAGGAGACCCAGGAGUGAGUGAUAAGGCCCUCAGUCUUCAUGACGAUCAGGCUGAACUUGCUGUAGGCCAGCAACUGGAUGUUCUACAGCAGAGGGUGCAGGUCAUGGAGAACAUCAUCUCAGCUUUGAACCGAGAGGUGGAAAAGACACAGAUCAGUGUGGUCGCGCUGGAGAGGGACCAUUACAACAAUCAGCAGCUCAUUCAGCACUUGGAAACCAAGGUAGCGGAACAGCAGCAGAGACUGGUCAGGAAAGACAUUCACAUCACUUCAUUGCAGCAGUGUAUCAGCGCCCAGCAGGCCGUCUCAUAUGAUGGCACCUUUCUCUGGCGGUUGUGUGAUGUCAGCCAGAGUCUGAGAGAGGCUGCCAGUGGCCAACAGAUCAGUCAGUACUCGCCAGGAAGUUUAGGUGUGUCUACUGUCAGCAUGUUGGAAUCGGCCUGUCGGGACGGAUAUCUGACAGUCAGGUCGGAACCUCUAGAACCCAAGCACCUGCUUCCCAAGAGAGAGAAAACCUGCAGCGAACAGGAGACCAACUUGACCGUGGGCCAGUACGUGUUGUGUCGCUGGUCUGACGGCCUUUACUACCUGGGCAAGAUCCAGAGAGUGAGCACCUCAAAACAGAAUUGCUUUGUGACGUUUGAAGACAACUCCAAGUUCUGGGUGCUUUGGAAAGACAUACAGCAUGCUGGUGUCCCUGGGGAAGAACCCAAAUGCUCAGUGUGUUCUGACAUGUCUUUGGUUCCUGGUAAUGAAAUUCUUAUCUGUGGGAAGUGCGGAAUAGGCUAUCACCAGCUCUGCCACUUGCCCCCAGUGGAGAGCUCAGCUGACCUUUCUCCAUGGUUCUGCAGAAAGUGCAUUUUUGCUUUAGCUGUGAGAAAAGGGGGAGCUCUGAAAAAAGGGCCAAUUUCUAAAGCGCUGCAGGCCAUGAAGCAGGUACUGCCCUAUAAUCCAGAGGAGCUGGAGUGGGACUCUUUGCAUCGUACGAACCAUCAGCAGUGCUACUGCUACUGCGGAGGACCCGGAGAGUGGUAUCUGAAAAUGCUGCAGUGCUUUCGCUGUGAGCAGUGGUUUCAUGAGGCGUGUACGCAGUGCCUACAGGAGUCCAUGAUGUUUGGAGAUAGGUUUUACUUGUUCAUUUGUGCGGUGUGCAAUAAAGGAGUGGAGUACAUCAAGCAGCUGGCGCUCCGAUGGGUGGAUGUUGUCCAUCUCGCCCUUUACAACCUUGGAGUCCAAAGUAAGAAGAAAUACUUUGAACUGGAAGAAAUCCUGACCUUCAUCAGCAACAACUGGGACCAUUUCCAGAUGGGCAAGCUCUCCAACACCCCUCUGUCUGAACGGGGCCAGUAUAUUCUUGAUGCCCUCAACAACUAUAAAAGCAAGUUUCUUUGCGGCAAGGAGAUCAAGAAGAGGAAAUGCAUUUUCCGACUAAGGACAAGGGUCCCUCCUAACCCCCCAUCUAAGUUGUUUCCAGAGAAGGCCCAGAACAGUGAGGGCCACAGGGGCCGCAAAAAAGGGGUCAACAGAAACAGUAGCUCUGUUCCUACAGAAAAGCGGAGGAAGAAGAGGUCCAAGUGGCUGCUAGAGGAUGCUAUUCCUAAUAAUGACCUCACCUCUACCUGGAGCACCAAUCAUCACAUGGCCAACAUAUUCGACUUCACGCUGGACGAGCUGCAGAGUUUGAAGAGCACCAGUUCAGGACAGACGUUCAGUAUGGACCAGGACUCCACCGAUGCAGCCAGUACUUCUGGUUCUGCCACCACCAGCGUCUCCUAUGAUUUCAGGAAAAAUGUGGGCAGUCGGAAGAGGAAGUUGCCCUCCUCUAAUUACACUGCGCUGGCCACAAAACGAGAGAUGGUGGAGCGUGAGCUGAGCCCCAUCAGCAUGCCUGGAGAGGAGAGCAACGUCAUGCUGGAGAACAGCAUCGACAGCCACACCUUUGAGAGCAUCAGCGAGGACGAUUCCUCACUGUCUCACCUCAAGUCUUCCAUCACCAGCUAUUUUGGGGCGGCCGGUCGACUCACCUGCGGGGAGAAGUAUCAGGUUCUGGCUCGUAGGAUCACACCUGAAGGCAAGGUGCAGUAUUUGGUGGAGUGGGAAGGAACUACACCUUACUGAAUAUCACAGAACAGAGGUGUGGAACAGGUGGUCUGCAAAGGAAGAUGACACCCCCCACCCCACCCCACCCCAUAGUUACUCUCCGUUUUUCUAUUCUGAAAGUCAUAGUUUCGGAGUUCUAGUUUUGUUUUUCUUGUUUUCCACGAACCACAUAUAGUGUUUUUUUUUCUGAUUCUCUGGUCUUCUCUCGUGGGACAUUAAAGUGUUUUUUGUGAAGUCAUUUGCAGUGUCCUUUUUAGGGCACUUUAAACAUCACAAACGUCAUUCAGUCUAGUAACGUAUACUAAUUUUACACAGUAUAACGUCAUUAUUAGGUAGCAGAUAAAGGACAGUAUUAUACAACAUGAAGUCGUUUCAGUUUAGUUUGGGGAUUCAAAGCGUUUCAGUUCCUGUAAUUCAGAACUUCAAAAUCUGUGUCAGGUUUUGAGUUUAAUGUUCAACCAAAAAUGAACAUUUGCUGAAAAUGUACUCAUCCUCAGGCCAUCCAGGAUGUAGAUGAGUUUGUUUCAAUAUCAGAACAGAUUUGGAGAUAUAUAGCAUCACAUCACUUGCUCACCAGUGGAUCCUCUGCAGUGAAUGGGUGCCGUCAGAAUGACAGUAGAAACAGCUGAUACAAACAUCACAAUAAUCUAGAAGUAAUCCACAUGAUUACAGUCCAUAAUAUUACAUUCUCUAGCAAUGAAGUCGUCUUGUCUGAAUCAGGAGAAAAAAUAUGAGAAAAAUAUGCACAGAUCAAGCUCCAUUUACAAGCAAAAACAGUUCUAAACCAGUAUGUUGUUGGAUUUUGAUGUGAGAGGACAAACAGGAAUGGAUUUUUUGACGGUUUAAAAGUUAAAAUGCCUUAAUGAUGGAUUUGUUUCUUGCAGCUUUUCACUUCACAACACAUUAACUGAUUGACUGAAAUCAUGCGGAUUGCUUGUAUUAAUUGUGAUGUUUUAUCUGCUGUUUGGACUCUCAUUCCAGCGGCACCCAUUCACAGAGCAAGUGAUGCAAUGCUUAAUUUCUCCAAAUCUGUUCUGAUGAAGAAACAAACUCGUCUACAUUUUGGAUUGAGGGCCUGAGCUUGAGUACAUUUUCAGCAAAUUUUCAUUUUUUUUCUGUGAAUUAUCCCUUUAACGUAUUUUUGCAGAAGGAAAAUAUAGCAAUCUGCACACAUUUGUUUUUUCACCUUAGAUAACAGUGCAGCGGGGGGAGUUUAGCCAUGUUAAAAUGUUAGCACUUUCGUUCUUUCCUGUUCAAAUAUCAGUUUUGAAUUCGAUCUGGGUGAUUAUAAAACCAAAGUGACACAAAUACUGCUUUGAGAAGUAUUUUUCUAUUUUAAAUUCUUCUGUAUGCGCUGGCAUGUCAGAUUGGAGAAACGGUACCUGCUUUGAAAAAGCAAAAUGAAACUGAAAGUGGAAAGUGAUCAUUUGCAUUUAAUUAACAAUAGAAUUUUUUCUUUUUUCAACAUUUGCCCACAUAUUAAUGUCAAAUCAAUGUUUUUACAUGAUUUCCAAAGAUCGGUGUUAUAUCUGAGAUGGAUCUGGAAGUGGAUACAUGCACUUAUCAGAUGAUUAGAUUGACUGGAAAAUUGAAAGUUAUGUGAAGUUAUAAAGCUGGCAGGUUCUAUAAUUUGACUUAAUUAGUUUUAUAGUACAAAACAUUAUAAAUAUACUUUAUUAUUUACAUGUAUAUAAUUGGAUAUAAUAUUAGCCCCAUUUUAUUAUUGCACUAUUAACAUCUUCUAUCAGCUAUGCAAGCUAUUAUUGGAUAAAUGUACCCUUUUUUUAUGUAUAAAAGAUAUUUCAAGUAUUUACUUUUUACUUUUAUAAUAUUUCCCCAAAGGAAAAGCAUAUGUGAAAUUAAAAGUCAACAGUUUUGUCAACAAAACACAAAGAUUGUUGUACUGAUCAAGUUUUUGUAUGUCAACUUGCUCACAUUUCAAGAGAAUAUAUUUUGGUUACAAGUUUAACAAGGUUUAGAAGAGAAACAACCUAUUGCCUUAUCAUAAUAUUAAAACUAAGGAGUUUUGAAUGCUUUUCUGAGAAUUUUUCUACACCGCACCCUCAAAGCUGUACAUGAUGAACAUGUAUUUGUCUUUUGGAACAAAAUGUGCAAACUUGCAUGUGUCAUUAUUCAUUCAUUCCUGUUUCAGAACAUUAAAAGAGUUUGUCAGCAAUAA